Molecule: messenger RNA, 2352 nt
Organism: Eurytemora carolleeae
Lineage: Eukaryota; Metazoa; Arthropoda; Copepoda; Calanoida; Temoridae
Gene: cue
Product: pro-epidermal growth factor
Exons: 16
Coding region: 133-1758 (541 amino acids)
Source: RefSeq, a predicted model, not a curated record
GAAAUUUCAGUCAACUUAACAUAAUUGAAGUCUUUUUAUUUUUGUUCCAGAUACCAUGUAGAUUCGGAUAUCGGAGAAUCAGAGGUUUUAGACGAAUUGCCAUAUUUUUUGUUUGAUUUUUUUCUUGGUAGGAUGGGAGGCGGUGAUAUUUCGAUGCAUGGGAGAUCGUUUGUAGUUUCUCUGGUUAUCUUUAUAAUCUCUGUAUCAGCAACUUCCAACGGGGCAAAACAAGAUGUGUGGGUGGCUGUUUCGAACCAUUUAGAAGGACCGGAAACAGAUCUAACAGUUCCCAGCGCUAACUUUCUCACUGGGAUCCAUGGCUACCGGAAACAAGAUGGCGGGGGGAUCGUCUUCCUUGCGACGGAUGUUGGAAAGAAUGGCGCGGCAUUGUUCAAGAUUGAGGAUGAGAAUAUAACCAAACUUUACGAAGAUAUUUCUGCUACUUAUUUUGAAAGUGUUGUAUACUCUCCUAAAUCCCGUAGUAUUUACCUCACUUCACCCUCCACCCACUCAAUUAUCAGGAUUGAUGAGAGGGGUGAGAGCAGUGUAGUUUACCAAGAUCAAGAAAAGAAACCAUCAGGACUAGCUAUAGACUACUGUACCAACACCAUAUUCUGGAGUAACACACAACGUGGUUCAGCAACCUUAGAGGCGUGGUCUGAGAGUGUUAAAGUGGGUGGAGCCGAUUAUUCUAAAAUAGAAUCAAGAGUGUUGAUAUCUGGGAACCUGACCCGACCCCGAGGAGUAGCUGUGGAUUACGAGGCCGGUCAUCUUUACUGGACAGAUGAGGCAAGAAACAAGUUCUCAAUCUGGAGAUCUAAUCUGAAUGGAAGUGGGCGUGUUCUAGUUGUCGAGGGACUGGGUGGAGAACCCUUUUCUCUUGGUGUCAGUGAGACCUGGAUAAGCUGGUCAGACUGGGCUAAACGUUCCACCUGGAGAAUUCAUAAACAUGCAGAUCACAGUGCGGAGCUUGUUAAAGCGUACGGUCUGUCCAAACCUAGUGGAAUUGUUUAUGUUCCAAACCAAAUAAAAUGUGAUCGCGAUGCCGCAACAACACUGCCUUUCUAUGCCGAGUCGUCUUCCACUGAGAUUCCUGAGCUUGAAUAUCAGACUGAGGUUUCUGUUCACCCAGCAUAUAUGGAUUCAUACUCCAUUCAAGCCAGUCAAGCUAAUGGGUCCAAUAUGUUCUGCUUAGAAGGAGUACUAGAUGAACUAGAUGAAAGUCAAGCUUGUCAGUGCAAUGAAGGAUGGAGAGGGAAAUACUGCCAGGUUUCUGUGUGUGAGAACUACUGCCUCUAUGGAGAGUGCGAGGUGGUAGAAGGAAACUCUGUUUGUUUCUGUAUACCUGGAUACUCCGGAGACAGGUGUGAGAUCUCUCCUGAUGUUACCGAAGGAUAUCUUCCUGUUCAUAUCAUGAAUUAUCUCAUCCUCAUCCUUCCAAUCCUCGUCACCCUACAGUUAAUUGUCAUCGUAGUUCUAGCCGCAGCUUUCAUCAGGUACAAAAGGCAGCCUAGGAUAGUCAGGAAAAGGUUCAUAUCUGUGACAAAGCCAUCAAAUUCAAAGCGCAAGGUUGGCGGAGGUUGUGGCGGAGGAGGUGGCGGAGGAGGUGGAGGAUUGCCUACCGAGGAUGGUAUUCAACUUGAUAUAGAAAACUGUUGCAACAUGACCAUGUGUGAUACGCCUUGUUUCGAGCCGUCCAACAGAGCCCCGAAGGAUCGGAGUAACAGCGUGUAUAGUCCCAAGAAAUCCGGAGGAUAACAAUCUUUGCUCAAACAAAUGCUGUUUUAAUAAUCUGAAAAGAAAAUAUUUUUAUAUUAUUAUCUUCUGAAAUCUGAACUAUAUGUAUUAAUGUAUCUAAUGCCAAAAGAUCAUCAAUCGCCAGCUUGGUGUUUGUCGCUAUUUUAUUUAGAUCUUGCCAAAACUAUGAAAUUAUGCGUCAACUAAAAUUGAUAACUUUUCUAAGAAAUCUGAAAAAAACGAAAAAAAAGAGCGCUGAUCACAAGACUACCUUGACCUGUUCAUUUUACAAAUAUUUAACAUUUCAUGUUUUAGUCAAAUCAGUUUUUAGUCAAACUCCGUAGUGAUACUGCAGGGAAACCAGGAUUUAAAUGCAUAAAUAUGGGAUACGCCUUAUUUGAUAUAAGGUGCUUUAUACAACACAACUUUGUUCAGAUGGUAUUUGCCCGUUUUUUAUCUAUAAAUAUCAUUAAUUUGCCCGUUUUUUUCUCAUAAAAUAUUAUUAGUAUUCGCGGGGUUUUCUUUUGAAAUAUUAGUAAUGUUUAAGUGCUUAUUAUUUCUGAUGGGAUGUUUAUUUUUGGAUUAAAAGUUAGUUAAUAAAUAUAUUUAAAUGUU